This is a messenger RNA of Maylandia zebra (zebra mbuna), 1133 nucleotides long. RefSeq names its product E3 SUMO-protein ligase ZBED1-like. The record is from RefSeq and is a predicted model, not a curated record. Lineage: Eukaryota; Metazoa; Chordata; Actinopteri; Cichliformes; Cichlidae.
CAGAACUGAAUGGCUGGAUGAGGCUCCAGUGCUUUGGGCACAGAUUACAUUUGGCCAUAGAAAGAGCCAUGAAAGAUCACAGGAUUGAGCGUGCAGUGGGGGUCUGCAAAAAAGUGGUCAGCACCUUUUCAUUCAGUUGGAAAAAAAAGAGAGAGCUGAAAAGGGCACAGAUAGACCUCAAACUGCCAGACCACUCCUUAAAGACUGAAUGUCCAACCAGAUGGGGAUCUAGGCAGGCCAUGGUUUCCAGAGUCCUUGAGCAGCAGAAGGUCAUUGCCCAUGUCCUCUCCCAAGACAAAGGAACCAGGCACCUCAUCCCCUCAUGGCAGGACAUUGAUGUCCUUGAGGCCAUCAACAAGACCUUGGGACCUCUGGUUGAAUUCACUGAUGCACUUUCUGAAGAGAAAUAUGAGGCUAUAGUGAUGGGGACACCCGUUGGUAACACGGAGGUUGCUGAUAAUGGUGCAUAAAACCAAAAGAAGAGGAAAAAGGGCCUAAGCAGCUUCUUUAAGGCCCCUCACAGCACAGCUCCAGGUGCAGAACAUGUUCUUCAACUGGACCAGGCCAUAGCUUUUGAGCUUCAGGCCUACCUCCAGGCAGGGACCCUGGACACAGAGGAAGACCCACUGGGGUGGUGGAAGCUAUCACAGAACCUCUUCCCACGACUCUCCAUCCUGGCAAAGAAAUAUCUUUGCAUCCCAGCCACAAGUGCCUCAUCAGAAAGGGUCUUUAGCACUGGUGGAAAUGUUGUCAACUGCCUGCGUGCAUCCCUGAAGCCUGAUCAUGUCAAUAGGCUGGUGUUUUUGGCUAAAAACCUUUGAAAGGUUGCAGGAACCAUGUUUUGUUGAGCCAUUUUGAGAUUGUAUGGGACUCGGGCCUACUAGUUUUUAUUUAUUUCUUAUAAAAGGUACUACUUUCAGUGUUUAAUUUUAUUUUUGUUCAGGCAGCAACUUUAGUUGACAUACCUCAAUGUCAGUUUGAUGCAAUUGUGCAUUGUGUGGCUACACAGCUUGCCUUGAUGUUUGGUUAUUUGUAUGCAUAAAUAUUAUGCAGUAGUUUGAAGUUCACUAAACAUUAAUGUUUACAUCUUUUUAUUUAUUUUUUAUAUUGCAAACAUUUGGACGGUUAUCAGA